AUUCAAUCUCACAAUCUAUUAAGAGAGAUUCUGUUUAAAAUCAGAGUAAAAUUCGAUAUCAACUACGGUACUAUUUCAACACAAAAAUUAUUCGCACCAACACGAACAUAAAAUUUUGAGAAGAACACACUUAAGACUAAGCUUUCACGGUUAACCCAAUUUUGAUUCCCACUUGUCAUAAACACAAAUAUUUUAUAACUUUACUCAUUUAUAAAAUCUACCUUUAAGAACCCAUUCUAUUACCAGUUUUCCACUCAUCACAUUCAAUGGCAUCCAUGAGUUCUUUGAAAAUGAUUUCUUCCCUCAAACUUUCUCACUCAACUUCUACAUCUCCUCUUCAAACUCAAAAACAACUAGUUUCUUCUAGUCUCUCUCACUCCUUCCUAACUAAAAAAUUUAAUAUUUCAACCACCCGACAAUUUUCUACAAGUUCCAAGAACACCACAACCACUGCAUUCUUCUUCAAUAACCAAAAGGAACAUCAACAAUCUUCAAAGCCAGGUAAAGUUCAAGAACUGUUUGUUUAUGAGAUGAAUGAACGUGAUCGAGGGAGUCCUGCAUACCUCAAACUAAGUCAAAAAUCAAUGAACUCACUUGGAGAUUUAGUUCCAUUCAGCAACAAACUCUACUCAGGAAACUUGGAGAAAAGAAUAGGCAUAACUGCAGGCUUAUGUAUACUGAUCCAGCAUGUACCCGAGAAAAAGGGGGACAGAUACGAAGCAAUUUACAGCUUCUACUUUGGAGACUAUGGUCACAUAUCGGUACAAGGAGCUUAUCUCACAUACCAAGACACAUAUCUGGCUGUAACAGGAGGAUCUGGAAUCUUUGAAGGUGUUCAUGGAAAAGUUAAACUUCAACAGAUUGUGUUCCCAUUUAAGCUGUUUUACACAUUUUACUUGAAGGGUAUUCCUGAUUUGCCUGAUGAGUUGCUUGGGAACCCUGUUGAACCAUCACCAAAUGUUGAGCCUUCUCCUGCUGCUAAGGCUACUCAGCCUCAUGCCUCUUUAUCAAACUUCACCAACUGAUCGUUACUUAUGAGCUUGUUUUGUUUUUGAACCCAAAAUAAAUUGUAGUAGUUUCUUGUUUUCUGUCGGUAGAGUUUAGUUUUGUCUUGGGAGUGAUGUAUUAGAUUAAGCAGCAUAAUACUGAUUACAUUUGUUUA
Lathyrus oleraceus (garden pea) is the source of this 1162-nucleotide messenger RNA. Its product is annotated as allene oxide cyclase, chloroplastic. Gene Ontology annotation, molecular function: allene-oxide cyclase activity. Gene Ontology annotation, biological process: jasmonic acid biosynthetic process. Bases 267 to 1025 code for a protein of 252 amino acids. The record is from RefSeq and is a predicted model, not a curated record. The transcript has 2 exons. NCBI's taxonomy places the organism in Eukaryota, Viridiplantae, Streptophyta, Magnoliopsida, Fabales, Fabaceae.